AUGCUUGAAGAUUGUGAUCCUACCGGCGACACUCCUGAUCCACCAGAGCUGGCUACCAUUGAGCAAGCAUCCCGUGCACAAGCUCCUCUUAUUGAUGCCCGAUUAGCAGCCAUUGAUGCUCAAGUGAAUGCACUGUCUCAGGUUGACAUGGCGAUACGAGAUGUUCUAGCUUUAUACGAUCAGGCUGUACAGAAGGCUCACUACCAGUACUCAUUCCAAAAAUCUAGGCGUAUCAACCACCUCCUCCCGUUCAUGAACGCCCCUGGAGUAGCGAUGCCUCAACCGAAUCCUGGAAUGCCUACAAACGCAGCGGUGAACUACCCUCCAAACUCAUCACAAGUCCAGCCUGUCUAUCAAGCACCUUACGCCAACGGUCCUGCUCAAGCUCAGCCGUUACCCAAUGUCCAGUCACGACCAGACGCUCAAGCAGCUUACGCAUACGCUGCAGUACCACCACAAGCAGGAUACCAGCAACCCCAAGUGCAACCAGAAUGGAACGCCGUGCAACACCAUGCUCAAAAUUACUAA
Cooperia oncophora is the source of this 528-nucleotide messenger RNA. The record is from the annotation of a GenBank genome assembly. Lineage: Eukaryota; Metazoa; Nematoda; Chromadorea; Rhabditida; Trichostrongylidae.